AAUGAACGAGGAGGAAACUGUCAGCUGCAUUGUGGUUCAACCAAUAGAAGCACAGCUCCAUCUUGGAUGUGCACUGGACUGCAUUACAAACAGACGAUACCAUCGCUUCAACAGCAGCCUUCAGACAAGAGAUUCAAAAGAACCAAUACAAGAAGUAUAAUCCCUAAGAAUGGCCUCUCUGAGCUCCAGCCUCUGGAAUGAAACCACUACAUCUGUUUAUCAGUAUCUUGGUUUUCAAGUUCAAAAAAUUUACCCUUUUCAUGAUAACUGGAACACUGCCUGCUUUGUCAUUCUGCUUUUAUUCAUAUUUACAGUGGUAUCUUUAGUGGUGUUGGCUUUUCUUUAUGAAGUGCUUGACUGUUGCUGCUGUGUAAAAAACAAGACUGUGAAAGACUUGAAAAGUGAACCAAACCCUCUUAGAAGUAUGAUGGACAACAUCAGAAAACGUGAAAUUGAAGUCGUCUAGCACUCUACCUAAGAUGAACAAAAUCUCUGCAAAUAGCCUUCAACUACUGAAGAAAAAAGGAAAAUUUUCUGAGGCCAACUGUUAUUAUAAAACUGACUCUUGAGGGGCACCUGAUGGCUCAGUCAGCUAAGGGUCUGACUUCAGCUCAG
Molecule: messenger RNA, 615 nt
Organism: Lynx canadensis (Canada lynx)
Lineage: Eukaryota; Metazoa; Chordata; Mammalia; Carnivora; Felidae
Gene: SMIM18
Product: small integral membrane protein 18
Exons: 2
Coding region: 170-466 (98 amino acids)
Source: RefSeq, a predicted model, not a curated record